AUGCUGGAUGCGCCUCGGCCUCGCCUCACGCGCCUGCAGAGCAAGGCUCGCUCCGCCUCGUCCAUUUCGAGUCUUUCCGCUGCCUCUGUUUCGACCGCGGACACAUCCAUAUCGAUCGCGACGCCGUCCGUCAUGACAGAUCUCGUACCGCGAUCUAAGCUGGCAAAGGAGGAGGGGCAGCCUCCAGUGGCGCAGGUACCCUCCGAAACUGAAAAUCCAUUGCACCUGCAGGACUUGGAGUUGACGAUGCAUUGGUGUACAACAACAUAUCGAUCUAUGGCGCGAGACCGCACCGCUGAGGCGCUGUGGCAGACCACCAUUCCACAGCUAUCAUUGCGCUUUCCAUCACUUCGACAUGGGCUGUUGGCGCUCUCUGCUCUACAGCUGGCUGGAGCCACUCAAUCUGCCGAGCGCAGGUGGAAGUAUUUGCUUGCGGCACGGGAACACCAGGCCCAGGCCCUGACAGGCAUCCAUUUAGAUGGAGCGGACGAGCUCACCCAGUCACAAUGCAAUGCAUCCUUUGCGUUGUGUUGCGUGCUAUUGGUAUGGUCCUUUGGUUACUGUCUAAUCGAUGACAGCAUGGAUGAAGACGAAAAACCUGAUAUCUUGGAUGAGUUCCUCGAAGUGUUUGAGCUCACGCGGUGGCUCGUAAGAGCCCUGAUGACGACAAUGGAGCGGGUGGCCGCCGGUGAGCUCUGGCCGCUCGUACGACCUGCGGUAUCGUGUCCCACAAUGCCGGAUAUGUCGCGGCUGGUGGUACUCGCAAUGAGGCGGCGGAAUGGGAUCGAAGCCGCGCGCGAUGCGACCCAUGAGACGGGCGUAUACGAGUGUGCAAUCGAGAAUCUAAGCAGCUGCCUUGAACGACUGAUGAAUGGUGGCGAACCGAAGGAUUUCGCUUUUUGCUGGACCUUCCGGGUUCCUGGUCGGUUUCAGGAUCUGGUCCGGGAACGACAACCGUUUGCCUUGGUGGUGCUCGCCCACUACGCAGUUAUUUUGCACCACCUGCGGGACUCGUGGUGGAUGGGGAAUUGGGGUGCCCUGAUUCUCAAGGAGAUUGUCGACCAGUUAGGGCCUGAAUGGCGCGAAUUGCUCAGCUGGCCUAUUGAUGCUACCGGCUGUCUUUUGCCAGAAGAAGUAUGA
Molecule: messenger RNA, 1140 nt
Organism: Penicillium argentinense
Lineage: Eukaryota; Fungi; Ascomycota; Eurotiomycetes; Eurotiales; Aspergillaceae
Exons: 1
Coding region: 1-1140 (379 amino acids)
Biological process (GO): regulation of transcription by RNA polymerase II
Molecular function (GO): DNA-binding transcription activator activity, RNA polymerase II-specific
Source: RefSeq, a predicted model, not a curated record